Messenger RNA from Megalobrama amblycephala (Wuchang bream), 1376 nucleotides. RefSeq names its product ventral homeobox (gene vox). Gene Ontology annotation, biological process: cell differentiation; regulation of transcription by RNA polymerase II. Lineage: Eukaryota; Metazoa; Chordata; Actinopteri; Cypriniformes; Xenocyprididae. The record is from RefSeq and is a predicted model, not a curated record. The transcript is spliced from 3 exons. Gene Ontology annotation, molecular function: RNA polymerase II cis-regulatory region sequence-specific DNA binding; DNA-binding transcription factor activity, RNA polymerase II-specific. The coding region runs from base 604 to 1332 and encodes 242 amino acids. Gene Ontology annotation, cellular component: nucleus.
UGGUUUGAGAUGAAGUGGAAUAAGUGUCCCAAUCAACCUCAAAGGCAAAAAGUGUCCCAAUCACCCUGAAUUCACCCUAUAUAUUAUAAUUUUGUUUAUUUUAUUUGGUAGGUUAAUAAUAUAGAGGUCUGAAGGGAAAUUACGUCAAAUACCGUGAUUAAUUAUUAAUUAAAAAUUUGUAUAAAAUUAAAAAGUAUUAAAAUCGUUUUCCGGCCGUUUCAGCUUGUUUUUUCUCCCGUUAAAGCUUCAAGUUUCCAUUCUCACCGCUGCAGUUUUCCACAUAAACGCGGCACUCUGGAUCCAGUUGUUCUGACACUCAUCUCUGUUUGAAGAGGAUGCAGACAGCUGGAUGAGCCAGAGGUUCUCACAGACAAGCUGGCGCCAGGCUUUCACACAAUCACAGGAUAUGUAAAGACUUCAAUAACGAGCCAUUAGGCCUAAUGAUUGAGAAUCGAUCAGGCGUUAACUCCUCCAUGCAUAUGUUAAUGUGAUCCCGGGACGCGCUAUAUAUACCGAGGCCGCUUCUGGAGGCCUGGCAAACAGUCUUGGAUUGUACUCGGAUAGAUUCACUUCCUUUGCUCGGAGAAAAGACACACAGCAAUCAUGGUGAAGAAGUUUUCUGUGGACUGGCUCGCUCAAAGCUUUCAUGAUUCGGCGCCUCAAGCGGUUCUGGAGCCGGAGAAAAAGACGCACAGGCCUCACGUGCCGUGUGUGGUUCAGCCGAGACCACCGACAUCUUAUGACAAGGUUUAUUUGCAGCCAAAACCAAAGGUCACCAAAGCUGAACAGAAACCAGAAUCCACGAAAGAAGCCAUAACCCAGGCUGCACCAAGAAAUUGCUCGUCUCCAAGCUUUUCAGAAAACAGCGGUUAUUCAUCCGGUUAUGAGAGUGAAGCGGCCGCGUCUGAAUGCGCAUCCGUCGAAGAUGGAAACGACGUGGAGAAAGAUGGUGCGACGCGCAGAAUCAGAACCAAAUUCACACCGGAACAGAUCGACAAACUUGAAAAAAUCUUCAACAAGCACAAAUAUCUGGAUGCGGGAGAGAGAGUGAAAACAGCCCUGAAGCUCAAUCUGUCAGAAACACAGGUCAGAACCUGGUUCCAGAACCGCAGGAUGAAGCUGAAGCGCGAGGUGCAGGAGAUGCGCGCGGACUAUCUGCUGCCACCGAUGGUUCUGCCGCACGUGCACCCGGUUCAGUACCACUGCUACGACAGACAGCGACUUCCGUUUCCUCCUCAAGGCCCUCUGAUGCAUCAGAUCCCGUCGCAGCAGCACAUGAUGCCACAUCUUCCUCAUCAUCACCUCAUGAUGCCGAGGCAACAUUACUACUGAAGACGCGUUUAAAGACUCUCUCCUUUGAAACACUUAAAUCACAU